AUCAAGUAAAAUAUCUUAACAUCAUUUACAAGGUUAUUAUUAAUCGAAUCAGUAUUUUUCAAUCGGUAUAUUAAAUAAAUGAUCAGUAUUUAUGAUAAAACAUAAAUACGUAAUAUAAAAACGUACGGUAUUAUACAUCGAUCGAUGCGCAAAUUUUACGAUGUUUUGAAAUUUUUUUCGAUAUCUUAAAAAAGAUAAAAUCAGUAUAUAUAAUAAAUUCGGAUAAACGCGCGCACGUAACGAAGGUAUAAAAGUAAAAUUUUAAACGUAAUGACUUAUACCGACUGUUAUUUAUUUUACAAAAAUGCGUGUCGUUAAUCGAUUAAAAAAAAAAAAAAUACUGACCAAACAAACAGAAGUACAUUCCCAAUGUAUUGACGCGAUCUAAUAUAAAUUUUUUUCGAUUCUAACGUUCGAGAUGAAAAGAAAAAGAGAGAGAGAGAGAGAGAAACAAAAAAAAAAUAAAAAGAAAAUAAAGAGGAAAAGAUGGGAGAUAUUUAAGCGAUAUAGAUAAUAAUGGUGUCCUGAAAGUCAUCAGCAAUAAUGUCGAAGAAGAGUUGAAAGACGCCAAGCCGGUGAUAAACGGGCUCCUCUCUCGUGUAUGCUCGUAGUCGAUCGUUAAGUCAGUUCUUUCGAGUUGCUCGAAGACGUCGGUCGUGACGCAGUUUAUCGUUUUCGUUGUUUAGUGCACCGUUCUUCCACAAUCAUCUUAAAACGUCGGGGAACGUGUCUAAUCGUUUUAUUUCUUUUCUUCUGCUCUUUUUUUUUCUUUUUUUUUUUUUUUCCCCCUUUGCUUCUAAAUAUUUUCAACCUCGACCAACAUUUUCAUAAUCUAUCCUCGCUUUUCUCUUUUCCUUUUCUUCUUCUUCUUCUUCUUCGUUUUUUCUUUUUCCCCUCCGGUAAUGUACAUUCGCAAUUGUACUUGGUGGAUGCGUGAAUUUGACAAAAGCAGGUCGAGCAGGUCGGUCGAAUUUGUGAGAUAAAAAUCGGUCCUGGGUUAGUGGGUUCUAAGUAAGAAAGAAGAGAACGAAGGGUCGAGAGACAAAAAGAGGAAGAGAGAGAGAGAGAGAGAGAAAGAAGAGGACGAAGGGAGGAAGGACUGUGGUUGCCUCGACCUCUCAGGUGUAUAUAUCUAUAAGGCUGAUGAUCCAGGUAUACUGAUCUAAUAAACCAGAUUUUUUCAUCUUCGAAGCACGCAAGAUAAAACCAAACAAAAAUUAUUAUUAUUAUGAUUAUGUGGAUUGGUGAGACCUAACGAAAGAAAAGAAAAAAAAAAAAAAAAACGAAGAAGAGAUUAAUGACAAUUACUACGACUAUCGUAAAAAUGCAAUGACAAGAAACAAAUGAUUUAUAAUUGAUUCGAUCUAGUGAUAUUAUUAUAAUCCCUAGUGGAGAAAUAGAUAGGAUAAUCUAGUGAUCUAGUUUGGUUAGUUAACAGAAAAAAAAAAAUAUAUAUAUAUAUAUACGAAAAUGACUACUGUCUUGUCCGAUGAGGAUGGCGGGGGUGGGAACGCUAUGAAAUUGAAACAAAAACUUUUAAAUCGUUCGAAUGUAAAGGAAGAAACGCGUUCCUUUUUAAAUUUUUCACGUGAAAACUUGAGUAUAUCGCAGGCUGAUUUGGAACGGGGCUUCAACAAACAACGUUUCAGACCAAACAAAUACACUGUAUUAAGUACAGUCGCAUUGUUAAUAGCACUUUUAUGUCUCGCUUUGGAAACAUGGAAAUUACGUUGUUCGUUGGUCAAUUCUCGUGAGAUCGAAGAAUUGAAAAGAGAUGUUAAAAGUCUAAAGCAUAGAUUUUUACAACAAGAUCUUUUGGACGAAUUGAAAGCAUUCGAGGAACAGCUUUAUGCCGGAGAAUCUGCUGACGAGGAAGAUCCAGGAGAGGUGGAUAUCGAUAACGCAGAAUACGAUUCGAAUUACGAUGACGAGUCUUCAUCCUCGUCAUCAUCGUCGUCAUUGUCGUCGUCCUCGUCAUCGUCGUCGUCGCACGAUUAUUCCAGUGAUUAUCGCACCUUAUCCAUCAUUUCAAAGAACUCCGACAUCUCUAAAGGAUUGACUACUAAGUCAACAAUAACAAAAACAAAAACAACGACGUCAACGUCAACGUCAAAAUCAAUGUCUACCGAUUUCGAAUCAACGUCCACUCAGGAUCCUGUUUCGGAUAAGGCAUUGGUUGAAUUAUUUGCCGCAUUAAGGAAAGCCGAAGCUAAGCAAGGUGAAAAAUUUGAAAAAAAUGUCCGCGAAAGUCAUCGUAAUCUUGAACGUGAACGUUUCGAGAACGUUGAUUUACUCGCGAACAACGAGGACAAUAUAAAAGAAAGACUCGACGAUGAUCUUCGUAAUAAGGAAAAAAAUCUUGACGCCGUUGAUCUCGAUCCGAUCAAAAGGAAAAGAUCGAUAAGGGAGGAAAAUCAUUCGGACGAUGGUGCCGUUACGAAUAGAACUUCGCGUCAAAGAAAUCAAACUCAAAGGAAAAUCGGAUCGUCGAGGCAUCGUUUUCAUAACAACGAUGAAUCUGGAAAAAUAGCGAUUAAUGAUCGUUCUUUGCCCGAAUCAAUAAUUUCCUCGGAAAGACAUCCUCCAAAGAAGUUUAACUCCCACACGCAUCCGGAAACGUCUCGGGCAUUUCCUUCGAGUCGCUACAAUGACGAUAAUUUAAGCGACGAAAUUGCUCGAUCAAUUCUGCAGCCUGAUGAAGGAGAAAAGGAUUAUACAGAUCGAGCCAAUUGGAAACAAGCUCACGACAAUAUGGAGAUCUCAAAUGUUUCUAAAGGAUUACGUCGAGCAGUUAAUAGACGUCAUUUGAGAGCACCUCGUCAGGUUUGUGCAAUACAUUAUGGCGCCGAUAGCAUAUUAUUUUCUGAAGAUGAUGAACAUACCGGUAAUGGCCGAGCUCGUCACGGAAAUGGUAUCUUCAAAGCUUGGAGACCAAGCGACUGGGUAUCAGAUUUAGGGAUGAAUAAAUAUUUUGCUUUAGCCAAUGACGGUAAACUCACUGUCCACGAGCCCGGAUUAUAUUUGGUUUAUGCACAAAUUCAUUAUUUGGAUGAACACGAUGAAAAUGGUUUUCAUUUAUUGAUAAACAACAGGCCAUUAUUUCAAUGCACGAUCUUCAGUCCAAGCGUUGGUCACAAAAGUCGAUCUUGUUUCUCGGCACAGGUGACCAUUCUUCAAGCUGGAGACAUUUUGAUUCUUAAAGACAUUGGUAUAGAUAGAUAUACUCUUUUUCAACACGACAAGAGUUUCUUUGGUUUAGUUAAAUUAGGCGAGUCCAGACAGCAAAGGCAUCCAUCAACACAAUUACCACCAUAAUGAUGAUAUGAACGUCUUAUCGUCGUUUUUAAAAUUAUAUUUAGAUCAAUGUAAAACCAACGGGACGUAUCCCCGUUCUUGUUUUUUCUUUUCUUUUUUUGUUUUUCAUGAAAAAGAAUGUAAUGUACAUACAUAGACGUAAUUUGUUUGAUAGAUUUUUUUUCUUUUCUUUUUUUAAUUUUUUUUUUUCUAUUAUUGCUCAUGAUUUCAUGCUACGUCAACAUUUCUUUCAUCCAUUUCUAACGCAUAACUUUUAUAUACAUACCACGUAUACAUGUAAUUUCAUUAUAUAUUUUUUUUUUUUCUGACAGUAUUUCGAUAUAACGCGUUUGAUGUUUAUUUUACAAUAUAAUUAUAAUAAAAUGGUAUGUAAUGUUCAUCAAUAAUAUCUUUGUUACAAUUUCGUUAUUAUAUAUUAAUGAGCUUUUAUUAAUAGCUUUAUGAUAAUUACAUCAAACGCAAUGAUACGAGUGUAAAUAAUAUUUUAUAUUUUGUUAUUAAAAUAAAUAAUACAUAAGUACUAUGCUUUAUAAUACUUGUCACUCCCUCCUCCCCCCCCCCACACACACACACACUCAAAUUAAGUUUCUUUGAAUUAAAAAAACAAGAAUCCUUUCUUUUUUAUAACAACUUUCAAUGGCAAACGAACGUUGUCAACAAAUUACAAAAGCAAUAUUUUUAAAUCAAAUAAUAAAAAAAACAAAAAAAAAAAAAAAAGAAAAAAAAACAGAAGAAAAAGGAAUGCUUUAAUUGUAACACGUAGGAUGAAAAACUAAAGAAUUUUUCUUAAUAAGUUGAAAAGAUUUUUUUUGUCUCUUUUUUCUUUUUUCUUUUUUUUUUUUUUUUUUUUUUCUUCAAAAAUAAAUCUCAUAAUU
This is a messenger RNA of Vespa velutina, 4190 nucleotides long. RefSeq names its product pre-mRNA-splicing factor CWC22 homolog (gene egr). The transcript has 7 exons. The record is from RefSeq and is a predicted model, not a curated record. Lineage: Eukaryota; Metazoa; Arthropoda; Insecta; Hymenoptera; Vespidae. Gene Ontology annotation, cellular component: membrane. Gene Ontology annotation, molecular function: tumor necrosis factor receptor binding; receptor ligand activity. The coding region runs from base 1471 to 3315 and encodes 614 amino acids. Gene Ontology annotation, biological process: immune response.